Molecule: messenger RNA, 1611 nt
Organism: Penicillium roqueforti
Lineage: Eukaryota; Fungi; Ascomycota; Eurotiomycetes; Eurotiales; Aspergillaceae
Product: alpha-amylase
Exons: 8
Coding region: 1-1611 (536 amino acids)
Biological process (GO): carbohydrate metabolic process
Molecular function (GO): hydrolase activity, hydrolyzing O-glycosyl compounds; calcium ion binding
Source: RefSeq, a predicted model, not a curated record
AUGCCGUCUUUCCUGUGGUGUGGAUCUCGACAGAAAGGCCAGAAAUGGAAACAGAUUGAAGAAGCAGCAGCGAAUCUACAACAGCUCCCAUCAUGGAAUGCUCCAGAUAAUUCGCUUAUACUGCAAGCCUUUGAAUGGCAUGUUCCCGCCGACCGGCAGCACUGGCGUCGUCUGCAGAAUGCCUUACCAGAGUACAAAGCCAUCGGCGUUGAUCAGAUUUGGAUCCCUCCCGGAUGCAAGGGAAUGGAUGUGAAUGGUAAUGGCUAUGACAUCUAUGAUCUGUACGACCUAGGGGAGUUCGAUCAGAAGGGCGCAGUUCCCACGAAAUGGGGCACCAAGCGUGAACUUGAAGACCUGAUGUGCCAAGCGCAGAACUUGGGCAUUGGUGUAAUCUGGGAUGCUGUGCUCAAUCAUAAAGCUGGCGCGGACUAUCCAGAGCCUUUUCAGGCUGUCAAGGUAGAUCCUAAACGAAGAGAUCUGGAUAUAUCUAAGCCGACAGAAGUCCAUGGCUGGACAGGCUUUGAUUUCGCCGGUCGCGGUGACAUGUACAGCUCAAUGAAGUAUCACUGGCAACAUUUCAGCGGCGUUGACUGGGACGAUAAGAGCAAGCAAAACGCAAUCUACAAGAUUGUCGCAUCCAACAAGGACUGGGCGCAAGAUGUGUCCACGGAGAAUGGAAACUACGAUUACCUGAUGUUCGCCGAUUUGGACCUGACACACCCAGAAGUCCGCGCAGACCUCCUGCAAUGGGGAACGUGGAUCACCAAAUCCCUAAGCCUCAAUGGAAUGCGACUUGAUGCCGCUAAGCAUUUCUCAACCGAGUUCCAACGCGCAUUCGUGCAAUAUGUUCGGAAAACCGCCAACCCGGACUUUUUCGCCAUCGGAGAGUACUGGACUGGACAUUUACCGUCCCUUCUGCAUUACCUCGAGAAGGUAGAGUAUGAUCUCGCUGCAUAUGAUGUACCUCUCCUGGAGCGGUUCUCCAAGUUGUCCCAUGCCAAGGCACCAGAUCUUCGCGGGAUUUUCAAAGAUACAUUGGUACAGUGUCGGCCGGACCACGCUGUGACCCUUGUUUCGAAUCACGAUACGCAACCAGGACAAAUGCUGGAGACCCCAGUGGCGCACUCCUUUAAAUUACUAGCAUACGCACUGGUCCUCCUCCGCAAAGACGGUCACCCAUGCGUAUUCUAUGGUGACCUGUACGGGAUACGGGCGAAUGUGGAUAGCCCAAUGACACCAAGUUGCAACGGUCAUCUUCCCGUCCUAACUCAAGCCCGGAAACUCUAUGCCUACGGCGAACAGCAGGAUUAUUUCAACCAACCCAACUGCAUAGGAUUCGUUCGCUACGGAAACGCCCGUCACCUAUCCGGACUCGCAUGUGUUAUCAGCAACGCUGGUCCAGGUGUGCAGCGCAUGUUUGUCGGUCAGCAACAUGCAUAUGAGCAAUGGACCGACCUGUUGCAUCCUAGCAUGAAACCUGUCAUUAUCAACAAGAAGGGGUAUGGAGACUUCGGUGUCCAGGCGAUGAGUGCUAGCGUCUGGGUCGAUUCGGCUACCAUGGACCGGGAUGGUCUCAAGAGGGACUUUAACGUGGAUAUCUACGAUACCUAA